This is a messenger RNA of Mercenaria mercenaria, 1456 nucleotides long. RefSeq lists its product as uncharacterized. The coding region runs from base 291 to 701 and encodes 136 amino acids. The transcript has 4 exons. NCBI's taxonomy places the organism in Eukaryota, Metazoa, Mollusca, Bivalvia, Venerida, Veneridae. Gene Ontology annotation, molecular function: calcium ion binding. The record is from RefSeq and is a predicted model, not a curated record.
UGUAUUCACCGGGUAAACAGAGGCUUAACUCGAAAGUAUUCCUUUUCACUGUCUGCCAAUAAAACAAUCAAUGAGGAUUUUACAAUACACUUACGUAGUGUAUUUAGUUAAAGAAGGGGCUCUUGACUUCUAGGUAAGACAAUCAUGUAAACAAAAGCGGUGAUCAGAUCACGUGAUUAGUCAAUGGUUGUUGAUUAAUAUUUAAGGAAUCAAUCUUCUUGUAUCCAGCAUCAUUGCGCUUGUAACUGAGAGAUUUUAAUUUCUAGAUAAUAACAAUAAUAAAAGGAAUUAUGGAGGUUAAACUUAUGCUAGUUUUAGUUUUAUUUCCUUGUUUAUGGCUUGCGGAUGGCUGUGAACGAAAAACAACCAACAAUAAUUAUUGUUCCGGUCAUGCUAAAUGUAUUAUCAUCUACAGAUGCGCACGGUCUUUAGACAACAAUGAAAAGGGACAUAAAAUCAGGACUUAUAGAAUCACACUCCAAGGUGACCCCUGUAAUUUUAGUACCUAUGACAAUAACGGAGAUGGAGUAAUUACUAAGGAAGAAAUGCAGGUUAUACUCUGUAGCACUGUGGAAACCGACGCUCUAUUCGCGGACCUCGAUAUAUUGGAAGGUGAUGGAGAAAUAAUGUCGGAAGAAUUUAAUGCCACUGCACCGCAGAUUAUAACGAACUGUUUCGAAGAUCAACAAUUAUUAGAAUAAGAAAUAAAGAAUGUUUUGUGCUUUUAUUAAAUAAGAUGAAAUAGAACGGUUUCCUUAGCUAAUUUGCUAUUUAGGCAAUAUCUUGAAAUUCACAAAGGUACAUUUUUGAAAUUAAGACUGCAUUCAGUUCAACAGGUGUUUAAAGCAUAUAAAACAUGUAAAAGAUAUAAUUUAUACAUUUUACUGCCACAUCAGAUUUUUAAAAGUCACAAAAAUAAAUAUAAAUGCCGGCUGAAUAUUUACCAUUAACUGUAUUAGAUAAUAACAUCGUUUACAACAGAAGAUACAUUUACUCUUUUGUUUUCAUUUAUAUUUUCCCUUUAUCUAAACCUUACUUACAUAAAGGGAUAAAAAUUCAGUUAUUAACUCAUGUGUGUCACUUAGUACAAUCCAAAUUCUGAAUAUUUGUUCUAUGUAUUUUGAUCAUUUACAUUUUCCUGCUUAUAAGUUCAAAAAUAUUGUAUUAACCCGCCAUCCGUAAUACUGCAUAUAAAUGAUUUUUUAUUUGUAUAGAAUAUGUUCAUAUUUAGUUAUUUUAUGUAUUGUUAAUAUUUUAUGCUUUAAUUCUCUACUUUGUAAUUGGUAUCAACAUUAUUGUUAUGGGAAACGGUUUUACUUUAUCAUAGUCGUGUAUUGACAUUUUUACAUUGACAUGCUCAUUUCACGCCACUUACCAUCGCUACUGACUACUGACGUAUGUAUUGUAUAUGUUAGUUUAUUAUACUCUGAAUGAAAUAAAUGUUCAUGCAUUUCUA